Messenger RNA from Chelmon rostratus (copperband butterflyfish), 3844 nucleotides. Its product is annotated as glycogen phosphorylase, muscle form-like. Gene Ontology annotation, molecular function: glycogen phosphorylase activity; pyridoxal phosphate binding. Gene Ontology annotation, cellular component: cytoplasm. Gene Ontology annotation, biological process: glycogen catabolic process. The transcript has 20 exons. Lineage: Eukaryota; Metazoa; Chordata; Actinopteri; Chaetodontiformes; Chaetodontidae. The record is from RefSeq and is a predicted model, not a curated record. Bases 91 to 2619 code for a protein of 842 amino acids.
UCUGGCUGUCUGUGCUCAGAGCAGUGGGCAGGUUGCCGGGUGAAAUUGAACUUAACAUCUCGUAAAAACUCAGCAGAACACGCCUGAAGCAUGGCCAAGCCGCUGACAGACCAGGACAAGAGGAAGCAGAUCUCGGUCCGAGGGCUGGCCGGCGUGGAAAACGUUGCGGACCUGAAAACUAAUUUCAACCGGCACCUCCACUUCACCCUGGUGAAAGACCGAAAUGUGGCCACCAAACGGGACUACUACUUUGCCCUGGCCAACACAGUCCGGGACUACCUGGUGGGCCGCUGGAUCCGGACGCAGCAGCAUUAUUAUGAGAAAGACCCGAAACGUGUCUACUACCUCUCCCUGGAGUUUUACAUGGGCCGGACUCUGCAGAACACCAUGGUCAACCUGGCCUUAGAGAAUGCCUGUGAUGAAGCCACAUACCAGCUGGGUCUGGAUAUGGAGGAGCUGCAGGACAUCGAGGAAGAUGCCGGCCUCGGCAACGGCGGGCUGGGUCGUCUGGCCGCUUGUUUCCUGGACUCCAUGGCCUCUCUGGGUCUGGCUGCUUAUGGAUACGGCAUCCGCUACGAGUUCGGCAUCUUCAAUCAGAAAAUUGUCGGCGGCUGGCAAGUGGAAGAAGCUGACGACUGGCUGCGUUACGGUAACCCCUGGGAGAAGGCCCGCCCGGAGUACAUGCGCCCAGUCCACUUCUAUGGAAGGGUGGAGCACACAGCUGACGGAGUGAAGUGGGUCGACACGCAGGUGGUUCUGGCUCUUCCCUAUGACACCCCAGUCCCCGGCUACAGGAACAACAUCGUCAACACCAUGAGACUGUGGUCUGCCAAGGCCCCCUGUGACUUCAACCUCAAAGACUUCAACGUCGGUGGCUACAUUCAGGCUGUGCUGGACAGAAACCUGGCGGAGAACAUCUCCAGGGUUCUCUACCCCAACGACAACUUCUUCGAAGGGAAGGAGCUGCGCCUGAAGCAGGAGUACUUCGUUGUAGCAGCAACUCUUCAAGACAUCAUCCGUCGAUUCAAAGCCUCCAAGUUCGGCUCCACAGAGUUUGUGCGACUGGAUCUUUCCACGCUGCCAGAAAAGGUGGCCAUCCAGCUGAAUGACACCCAUCCUGCUCUGGCCAUCCCUGAGCUGAUGAGGAUCCUGAUGGACAUGGAGAAACUCCCCUGGGAGAAGGCCUGGGACAUCGUGGUUCAGACCUGUGCCUACACCAACCACACCGUCCUGCCUGAAGCCCUGGAGCGCUGGCCCGUCGACCUCUUCCAAAACCUGCUGCCUCGUCACCUGGACAUCAUCUACGAGAUCAACAGGAGGCACCUGGAGCGCAUCAGCAACCUUUACCCUGGAGAUGUCGACCGCCUGCGCCGAAUGUCCCUGAUAGAGGAAGGAGACGUCAAGAAAAUCAACAUGGCUCACCUGUGCAUCGUGGGAUCUCAUGCGGUCAAUGGAGUGGCCCGCAUCCACUCUGAAAUCAUCAAAGACACUGUGUUCAAGGACUUCUACGAUACCGACCCUGAAAAGUUUCAGAACAAGACCAACGGCAUCACGCCCAGGCGCUGGCUGGUCAUGUGCAACCCUGGCCUGGCUGAGGUCAUCGCAGAGAGGAUCGGUGAGGACUACAUCCGAGACCUGGACCAGCUCAAGCAGCUUCUGGACUUUGUGAACGAUGACGCCUUCAUUCGGGAUGUUGCCAAAGUCAAACAAGAGAACAAGAUGAAGUUUGCUGCCUAUCUUGAAGAGCACUACAAGGUGAAGAUCAACCCCAGCUCUAUGUUUGAUGUCCAGGUGAAGAGGAUCCACGAGUACAAAAGACAGCUGCUCAACUGCCUGCACAUCAUCACACUGUACAACCGAAUCAAGAAGGAACCUAAUAAGUCCUGGACCCCCAGGACCAUCAUGAUUGGAGGAAAGGCAGCUCCAGGUUACCACACUGCCAAGAUGAUCAUCAAGCUGAUCACAUCAAUUGGAGACAUUGUCAAUAACGACUCUGUGGUGGGAGAUCGCCUCAAAGUCAUCUUCCUGGAGAACUAUCGGGUCACUCUGGCUGAGAAGGUCAUCCCUGCGUCCGACCUGUCGGAGCAGAUCUCCACUGCCGGCACCGAGGCCUCCGGCACCGGGAACAUGAAGUUCAUGCUGAACGGAGCCCUCACCAUCGGCACCAUGGACGGAGCCAACGUGGAAAUGGCGGAGGAAGCUGGAGAAGAGAACCUCUUCAUCUUCGGCAUGAGGGUGCACGAUGUGGAGGCUCUGGAUAAGAAGGGCUAUGACGCUAUGUCCUACUACAACCGUAUCCCUGAGCUGAAGCAGGCGAUGGACCAGAUAUCUGGAGGCUUCUUCAGCCCCGGCCAGCCCGACCUCUUCAAAGACCUCGUCAACAUGCUGAUGCACCACGACAGGUUCAAGGUGUUUGCAGACUAUGAAGCCUACAUCAAAUGUCAGGAGAAAGUCAGCGCCCUCUACAAGAACCCUAAGGAGUGGACCAAGAUGGUGAUCCACAACAUCGCCGGAUGCGGUAAAUUCUCCAGUGACCGCACCAUCUCCCAGUAUGCCAGGGAAAUCUGGGGCAUGGAGCCCAGUUUGGAGAAGAUCGCUGCUCCUGAUGAUCCUCGCUAAACCACAUCUGCCUCUUUCGCCUCACUGUAGCUGUAGCUCACCUCGUGGUCGAACCACUGAAGAAAACCUUGUAGCUUUUUCACUGUGUACUGUGGCGUUGUUUCUUUACCUUACUAAUCUGUACACAACCUCUGUUCCUUCUGGUUCAUCUUGCAGUAACAUAUAUUGAAGUGGGCUUAGUCAUAAUCUGUAUUUUUUUCUUUUUUGUCCCUCUGUGCACCAGCAAUGCAUGUUGUCACUGCUGGGUGAAAACCUUGUAUCUCCACGUCAGCCUUUCAGCAGCUAAGAAUCAGCCUAGAUUUCACUUUGGAAUCAUGGGAUCCUUCAGUUGGAGUGAAAACAUGAACGAAACACGUCCUUAGUUUCCAGUGGUCCUGCUGUUUGGUCGCCACUGAUGUGUGGAAAGUCUCAGUCGAAACAUCAAGCAGUAGCUGAAUCAAAGCUUUUUUUGAACGCUUUAACAGAAUCAGGGAUGAAAUCUUUAACCAAGCUUGGUCUUCCGUUUUACAGGUUUCACGCAGCAGUGAUUCAAACCACAAUUCUAAUAACAUUCCCCUUCUACUUCGGAGCCAGUAUGGCUACCAAAACCCAGCAAAUAUGCCAGUAAACCUCAGCACUGUUGUGGUUCCAAACCAAGCCACGUCUUCCAUGGAAGAGAGAAGGACCACGCAGCCUCAUAGCAGCACUCUGACUGGACGGCGCUGGGAGGAAGCCCCGCCUCCACGUUCACCACAGUCAAACAUUCAUAUCAAUAUGUCAUAUUGAAAUGCUCUCCGACUGCUCUUUCAGUGUUUUGUGGUGUUUGCUGAAUAUAUCCGUUGUUGUGUGUGUUAUCAUCGACUGUCGGGGGAGUCUGCGAUCUCCUCAGCAUGUUUGUGUCUCAUUCUGUCGUCUGUUCCUCAAAGUGACCUGUGUUACAAAAUAACAAAGCCUUCUCUGCCUAAAACCUAAGUGACUGAACUUAUCUUUGGAAGACGUGUGUAGUCUGUGAUGUAGUUGUGUGUGUGUGUUACUUAGGUGAGUCCAUGACACUGUGGAUUUCAGCUCAGCUGAUUUACUGUGACAACCUACUGUCCUGCUUCAGGUACUGCAGAUGACUGAGUGACUGCUGUGGUGCUGCCUGGAGAGGCUGCAGACACUAAGGCCUGUUGACCACACUGACCCUAACAUUUUACUGUCAGUGCGUUUCUUUUUUCAUCAAUAAACGGCAAAAAAUACAUCAACA